CAUAAUCAAAAUGGGUGCUAUUCCUGAAGCCGAUCCCGAUGAGCCUGUCGAGACCAAGCCCUUCAAGUUCGUGACGACCAAGCACUGUUGGCAAAACUACGUCGACUACCACAAGUGUGUCAACGCCAAGGGCGAGGAUUUCCGCCCAUGCACCCAGUUCUUCCACGCUUUCCGCUCCCUGUGCCCUAAGGCCUGGACCGACAGAUGGGAUACACAACGCGAGGCUGGCAACUUCCCCGCU
Aspergillus alliaceus is the source of this 241-nucleotide messenger RNA. RefSeq names its product cytochrome c oxidase subunit VIb. The transcript has 5 exons. The annotation marks the transcript as partial. Lineage: Eukaryota; Fungi; Ascomycota; Eurotiomycetes; Eurotiales; Aspergillaceae. The record is from RefSeq and is a predicted model, not a curated record. Gene Ontology annotation, cellular component: respiratory chain complex IV; mitochondrion.